This is a messenger RNA of Annulohypoxylon maeteangense, 2400 nucleotides long. RefSeq names its product MFS general substrate transporter. Gene Ontology annotation, molecular function: sucrose:proton symporter activity. The record is from RefSeq and is a predicted model, not a curated record. Lineage: Eukaryota; Fungi; Ascomycota; Sordariomycetes; Xylariales; Hypoxylaceae. The coding region runs from base 574 to 2205 and encodes 543 amino acids. The transcript has 7 exons. Gene Ontology annotation, cellular component: membrane.
AGACUUUGAAAGUUAUGAUCGAAUUGAUCUUUUCUUUCAUUUACUUUUCUUUCUAACGUGUUCGAAUUAGGAUACCUACUUAGGUAUCCAAAGAUGAGUUACACGAGGAAACCGGAUGUUUAGUUGCUCAACGUCAGCGCCUCGCAACCACAUAGCUCCUUCUGCUAAGGAAAUGCACUUUUGUGUACGGUGUUUCACUUGAACAGUCUGACAGUACAGAUUUCAGUGCAAUGCCGAGCCACAGUGGAGUGCGAUUAAUGAUCCACAAACACAUCCUUGUCCCCCUGACAUAUUACGCAUAUUACGGUCUUGGGGGUCUUGGUCGCCUUGGUGUUGCUAAUGAUUAUUACCGAAUCUCCUAAACCUCGCCUAUUCCAGCAUUUCGCAAACCUCACGAGACCACUUGAUAAGGCCAGCUUUUCUCCCAGCUCGCCAUGUUCGCAACAACGCUCGGGUAACAACAAAACCUAAACAUUGGUAUCUAUAAUAGAUAAGCACCAUUAGAAAAACAAUAGAUAUCGCGAACCCGAAGACGAAGACGAUUGGGCUGAUAGCCCCGACAAACCGGACAAUAUGUCGAGAUGGGCUGGGCAACCGUCCAUAAAGGGCAGCACUGAAGCCGUGCGUAUGGCUCUGCUAACCCUCAACACCAUCGGCAUAACGUUCGUUUGGGGAGUAGAACAGACCUAUUGUACUCCAUACCUUCUUUCCCUCGGCUUGACGAAAAGCAAAACCUCCUUGGUUUGGAUCGCCGGACCGCUUUCAGGACUCAUUGUACAACCUAUCGUUGGCGCAUUAGCGGACGAAUCGACAUCGAAAUGGGGGCGACGCAGACCUUUCAUCGUUAUCGGCUCCAUACUAUCGGCCUUUUGCCUUCUCACAUUGGGCUUCACAAAGGAGAUAGUCGAAUUCUUCGUCCCCAAUCACCAUACAACGCAAACCGUUACAAUAUCAACAGCUGUGUUGGCUAUAUACGCGGUUGACUUCUCCAUCAAUGCUGUAAUGUCCGCGGCAAGGAGUUUAGUCGUUGAUACGCUUCCAAUCGAAAAGCAACAAACGGGUUCCGCCUGGGGUAGCAGAAUGUCAGCGAUUGGUCAUGGAAUCGCUUAUGCGACCGGCGCGGUUGACUUGCCCUCAAUUCUUGGGACAUCCUUAGGCGAUACUCAAUUCAAGCAAUUGACCGUCAUCGCCGCUUUGGGGCUUGUUUUCACCUGCGGAGUCACUUCCUGGGCUGUCACGGAAAGGAUCUUGAUCGCCCCAAGACACGAUCCUCGCAGGGAAGAAGGGGGAUUUAAGGUUAUCAGCCAGAUCUGGUCGACUAUUGUAAAUCUUCCGCCCCGCAUACGAGCAAUCUGUAUGGCGCAAUUCUGGGCGUGGAUUGGAUGGUUCCCCUUUCUCUUCUACAGCACAACGUGGAUAGGGGAGACCUACUUUCGCUACGAUGUCGUGCGUGACGCGAAAGAUUCGGGGGAUGCAUUAGGUGAGAUUGGUAGAGUUGGAAGCGAAGCUUUCAUUAUUUACUCAAUUAUUACCUUUCUGGGGUCGUGGAUCCUGCCCAUGGUCAUUAAGUCUCCGGAUGACGAGAGUUAUACGCAACGUCCCCCAGAGGCACUCAGGGGCGUCGUUGAGAACUUCAAUAAGUAUAAGCCAGAACUCCUAACAGCGUGGAUGUGGGGCCACGCAACUUUUGCGGGUGCUAUGCUGUUCGCUCCAUUUGCCAAGAGCUUCAGGUUUGCGACCUUCCUCGUUUGCCUAUGUGGAUUGCCUUGGAACAUAGCGUCAUGGGCGCCUUCUGCCUUCCUUGGGGUAGAGGUUAACAAGCUGAGUGGUGCGACUGGACCCAACGCCUCAUACCGUCGCCUAUCGCAUAGUUCGCCCAUAGAGAUGGAGGAAAACAAUGGGUCCAUCUUAGAUCCGGACGAUUCACGUAGUGCAUCUAAAUCAAAUACCACAGGCCAAUUGUCCGGUGUUUAUUUCGGCAUUCUAAACAUCUACACGACGAUACCCCAAUUCAUCGGCACAAUUCUCAGUACCAUUAUCUUUAGCAUUCUUGAACCAGGCAAGAGUCCAGAGUUAGCGCAUAGCGCACAUCCAAACGAACACCACGGAACCGACGGGCCUAAUGCGAUCGCCGUAUGUCUGUUCAUCGGGGCUUGCAGCGCCAUCGUAGCCGUAUUCGCGACACGGAAGCUGAAAUAUUUGUAACGCCCACCUGUAUUAGACUUUAUGGUAUGGAUAGACGGUAGCAUUAUGGGACAAAAAAUUACUUCUAUUAUGACUUUGUAAUGGCUCUGGGGGUGCGUUGUAAAACGGGCUUGGUGGAUAGGGCGUUUAGGGGGUUUGGUUUAGGGGUACGGUCGUCAACCUAGAAUUGAUUUGAAUUUCAUUGUGUUACGACAA